Messenger RNA from Ostreococcus lucimarinus CCE9901, 342 nucleotides. RefSeq lists its product with no specific name. Lineage: Eukaryota; Viridiplantae; Chlorophyta; Mamiellophyceae; Mamiellales; Bathycoccaceae. The transcript has a single exon. The record is from RefSeq and is a predicted model, not a curated record. The annotation marks the transcript as partial.
UCGUCGCAGAAUUUCACGGGCGCGGAUUUGCGAUUCGCCAAGCUUCGAGGGGCGAACUUGCGCGGCGCGUACAUGAUGAAGAUGGUCGCGCCGGAGGUCGACUUCACGGGGGCGGACAUGAGCGAUGCCCUCAUGGAUCGCGCGGUGCUCGUCAAGGCUAACUUCACGAACGCCAUAUUGAAUCGCGUCGUGCUGACGUCGUCGGAUUUGGAGGGCGCGAUCGUGGAGAACGCGGAUUUCACCGACGCGUUGCUCGACGUCAAGACGCAGCAGGCGUUGUGCAAAACGGCGUCGGGGAAGAACCCGGAGACGGGGGUUUCGACGCGCGUGUCGCUCGGCUGC